Molecule: messenger RNA, 813 nt
Organism: Entrophospora candida
Lineage: Eukaryota; Fungi; Glomeromycota; Glomeromycetes; Entrophosporales; Entrophosporaceae
Source: the annotation of a GenBank genome assembly
AUGGAUAUCUUUGAAUUGAAGUAUGUGGCAAUGGCCAUUCGUAGAAAAGUUCCAUUACGAAGGCGUAUUCCCUCAGUUUUUAUUGAGAAACAACCACAACAGGAAGAAGAAAAGCAAGUAAAGAAAAAAUCAUCAUUAUGGAAAAUAAAGUUGGAAGAUUUAAUGAAUGACAACCAUGAGUGUGGGAAUUAUGAUGCUGACAACCUUUACUCUAAAGAUGAAGGCUAUUAUAGUGGUAGGAUAAAAAUAUUAAAAAGAAAUCAUCAUAAUGGCGACUUUCGUUAUGGAAUCGAUAAAGAUUUCAUCAAAAACGGUAAAAAAUCAGUUUCACAGUUAAUCCUAUAUUGGGAAAGUCGAAAUACGGAACUCUCGAUAUUUACUGUUUUGGCAUAUUUCAUAUCUUUUAAACUAAAUGCACUUUCUACAUUUCAAAGUUCAUUUCCUUAUAUUUCAAAGACCAAUAUACAAAGAUCACAUCCUGUUGCUGUGGUUGAUAGUGUAACUUUAAUGUUGUUAUUAUGUGAUGCAGUGAUUUGUUGUAGAGCGGAGAGUUUCUGUUCAAAAGCAAUAAUUUUACAUAAGACAAAAAUUAAAAUAUCACGUCACAUUGGCAAUUGGGGAUGGUGCAUGACAGGAAAAAAAAGUCUACAAGCAGCAAGACCAAGUGAUCAUAAAAUAGCGCAUGGUAGAUGCUAUUUUACACAAGCAUUGUUGGAUUCUCGUGCACAUCACUUUACAAAUCAUGGACUUUGUCAUUUUACAAUAUAUGCAUUUUUUUCAUCAUUUCCUGUUAAAGAUGGUGGGAAAAACUAG